AUGGAAUCGGAGCAAUUUUUUUUAAAAUGGAAUAAUUUUGAAAAUAAUUUAACUUCUGGUUUUGCCGAUUUACUUAAACAAGAACUCAUGGUCGAUGUGACUUUGGCUGCAGAGGGGAAAAUCAUUCAAGCGCAUAAAAUUAUUUUAUCGAUUUGUAGCUCAUAUUUUAGAAACAUGUUUCAAUUGAAUCCUUGCCAGCAUCCCAUUGUGGUCCUCAAGGAUGUAGGCUAUCAAGAAUUAACAGACAUGCUUGAUUUCAUGUAUAAAGGAGAAGCGAACGUUCGACAACAAGAUUUACCUUCUUUUCUUAAACUAGCGGAAACUUUGAAAGUAAAAGGAUUGGCCGGAAGUCCCACAGAGUGGGAUGAAAAUUUGAAAAAACCAUUUGGAUCUCACAUGUCUACAAUCACCAAAGAUAAAUUAUCCCAAGUCAAUAAUAAUAAUUUAUUAAAUCAUGUUUUACAAGAAGAUGAAGAAGAAGAUGAAAACAUGGCUGCCAAAAGAAAACGAAAAAGGCCUUUAUCCCAAAAUUUAGAAGAUAAAUGUGAUGAUCAUCAUUAUUAUUAUUUAAACGACAACGUUGAAAGUUUCGAAUGUGAUGUGACAAUGAAAGAUGAAAGACUCGAUGACACAAGUUUAGAUUCAUAUGAGCUUGAAAAAGAGGAUUUGAUUUUGACUUGUCUCGCAAUGAGAACAAAGAGCACCACCAAGGGACCACCAAGGGAGUCCAGAUUGAGAAGAUGA
Messenger RNA from Pediculus humanus corporis (human body louse), 744 nucleotides. RefSeq lists its product as uncharacterized. NCBI's taxonomy places the organism in Eukaryota, Metazoa, Arthropoda, Insecta, Psocodea, Pediculidae. The transcript is spliced from 5 exons. Gene Ontology annotation, biological process: regulation of transcription by RNA polymerase II. The record is from RefSeq and is a predicted model, not a curated record. Gene Ontology annotation, molecular function: protein binding. The coding region runs from base 1 to 744 and encodes 247 amino acids. Gene Ontology annotation, cellular component: nucleus.